Messenger RNA from Microthlaspi erraticum, 2097 nucleotides. Lineage: Eukaryota; Viridiplantae; Streptophyta; Magnoliopsida; Brassicales; Brassicaceae. The record is from the annotation of a GenBank genome assembly.
AUGAUUAACGGCUGGAGAAGAGCCUUUUGUACUUCCAUACCCAAAGAGAGAAACGACGAUGACAACAACGACGACGGCAGAGUUGCUGAUUCGCCGGGAAAUCAACCUUUCCGCCACAAAUCCACCUCAAAGUUUGGAUUUUUCUCAACUCCGUCAACUCCUCGUUCCGACUCCGGCAUCCACAAACUCCGUUGCCGGACUUCUGUAGCCACCGCUUCUCCGUCUCCGUCUCUUCCCGGAACUCCGAAGCUAAAGUGCAGAACCACCACCACCACCGCCGAAACAACUCCAAUCACAACGCCGACGAGAAGCCUCGUCUCUUCUUCUCCUAAAUCUCCGGCGAGUUUCUCCCUCUUCACGUCCAGACUCCGAUUCAACAAAAGUAGCAGCAACAAAUGUGGAAUCUGUUUACAGAGUGUGAAGUCCGGUCAAGGUACGGCGAUUUUCACGGCGGAGUGUUCACACACGUUUCAUUUUCCCUGCGUUACCUCACGCGCCGCCGCGGAUCAUAACCGGCUUGCCUCAUGUCCGGUUUGCGGAUCUUCUCUGUUGCCCGAAAUUCGAAAUUACAGUAAACCGGAAUCUCAAACCGAGAUUAGGAUCCGAGGAGAAGUGAAGACCAACAAGUCGUUGAGAGUUUACAACGACGACGAGUCUUUGAUUUCGUCUCCGAUCUCUCCCGCCGGUUUUCACACCAUACUCGAAUCCGACGAAAACGAAGACGAGCUGAUUAACGGCGAGUUCAGUGGAUUUUCCGUUAAUACUCCGUCACCUUUAACGGCGAAGCUCUUGACAGAUCCUUACUCGAGAAACGUAGACGUUAAGCUCUCGCCGGAAGCUGCAAUCGUCGCCGCCGGAAAAGGUUACGAGACUUACUCCGUCGUGAUGAAGGUGAAAUCGCUGCCGUUUCCGACGGCUCGUGGAGCGGCGCGUAGAUCUCCGGUGGAUUUGGUAACCGUAUUAGACGUAAGCGGGAGAAAUUCCGGUGGAAAAUUGGAAUCAAUGAAGCGAACGAUGAGGCUUGUGAUAUCGAAUCUGAGGGAGACAGAUCGUUUGUCGAUCGUCGCGUUUUCGUCGAGCUCGAAGCGGUUAUUGCCGUUACGGAGGAUGACGGCAAACGGGAGGAGAUCAGCCAGACGAAUCGUGGAUAUCAUUUCCGUUUCCGGAUCUGGCUCCGUCGCCGGAAUCGGUUGCUCCGGCGAAGGAAUGAGCGCGAACGACGCGUUGAAGAAAGCGGUUAAGGUGUUAGACGAUCGCCGGCAGAAAAACCCUUUCACCACCGUAUUCGUGUUAACUGACCGUCAAGCCCAUCAGGCCCAAUUAGCCCAUUCGAAAAUCCCCGUUCACACCUUAUGGCUUGGCGCGUGGGACCGCGCGUUUUCAGAGGACGCGUUUGCGAGAAGCAUCAACGGUUAUUUGAGUUUGUCUGUUCAGGAUCUCGGUUUAAACCUCGGGUUAGUUUCCGGGUCGGGUCAGGGAGAGAUUACUUCCGUCUACUCUCUUUCGGGUCGACCAGUUUGGCUUGGAACCGGUUCGAUCCGGUUAGGUGAUAUGUACGCUGAGGAAGAAAGAGCGUUGCUUGUGGAAAUCAAAACACCGGUUAAUUCUUCAACAACGAGUAGGUCCCACAGAAUCAUGACCGUUCGAUCUCGUUACGUUGACCCCACGACACAAGAAACAAUAAACCCGGAAGAUCGGGCGCUUCUGAUUCCUUCUCCUAUAACCGUACGAUCAUCAUCGAAUCCGAACAUCUCACGGCUCAGAAACCUCCACGUCAGCACUCGAGCCAUCGCGGAGUCUCGUCGGCUAAUAGAGCGCAACAAUUACUCCGGAGCUCAGAGAUUGCUGACGUCAGCUCGAGCUUUGCUGGUGCAGUACGGUUUGAGCUCGAGUGAUACAUGCAUACGUGGCUUGGACGCCGAGCUUGCAGAUCUUACUGGUGUGAGAGGAAGACACGUGGCGUCAUCGGAGAGCUUAGAGCCGCUUACUCCGACUUCGGCUUGGAAAGCGGCGGAGAGGUUGGCUAAAGUGGCGAUGAUGAGGAAACAUAUGAACAGAGUCAGCGACUUGCAUGGGUUCGAAAAUGCAAGAUUUUAG